Aricia agestis (brown argus) is the source of this 2214-nucleotide messenger RNA. RefSeq lists its product as uncharacterized. The record is from RefSeq and is a predicted model, not a curated record. The transcript has a single exon. NCBI's taxonomy places the organism in Eukaryota, Metazoa, Arthropoda, Insecta, Lepidoptera, Lycaenidae. Bases 29 to 2158 code for a protein of 709 amino acids.
ACAAUCCACAAAAAAAUAACAAUUUAAAAUGGGAGAAGUGAGAAAAUUACCAUCUGUAAGCUUUUAUGAUGUUCUAAAAUCAAGUGUUGAUAAUGUUUCGAUAACUACAUCGACAAUCAAAAGUAUUGUUUCCAAGAAAUGCUUUGGUUUCUUCAAUCAUGAUAUUUUCGUAUACAGGUCUUUGGUUUUUAAAAAUAAGCCUUAUGUGACGAAAGAAGCUUACUACAAUCUGAACAAAAAGAUCAGUGAGACAUCUGUCUUCGACUCUACUAGCACUAUGUUUUAUGAUCUUGAUCAUAUCAUAACUAAUAACCAGACAUUACAUUGUAUGGAUAAUGCUAAAGCCAAACCAUUUGAUGAAGUCCCUAAGAAUAGUCGGAAGAAAAGUGGAUUUGUUGCAAACGCUGAAUCUAUAGUCCAAGAAUGCGCUACACAUACACCUCGAAUAAAGCCAUAUAAAACAGUAGAACAAACAAGAAGCAAAAAACGAUGUGCAAGUAAUCACAAAAGCUUUUCAGACAUCUUUUUAACAGAUAACCCAAAUAUGAAUGAUAGAAGGGAGCAAAAACGAAGUACUAUACCAAUGGAUUCAUUGCGUAAUAAAUAUCAUGAAGAGUGUAAAUCUAGCUCUAUUGAAACAAAACACAAAAACCAAUAUCCUGGCAAAACUACAGAUGACCCUUGUCAUUGUCAAUUAUUUUCGUACGAAUGUCCUUGUGAAAACGAAAAGUCAUUGACGCAAUUAGCCAGUAUUGGUAAAUCUUUAAAAGCCAAAAUUGAUAAUAAUGUUUCGAAAAUCAGAAACAAUGAUGAGGACAAAAGUCCAGUUAGAAAAACGUACAAUACAGAGAAUGCACUGUCAGGUAAAAAAAUCAUGAAGGUGGCUAACUUUCUAAAUUCUAAUAAACCAACCGCAAAAUCUUUACGUUACAACAAUACUAAAAUAACCUGUCCACAUUGUAAAGAAAUAAUUAUCAUAGAAGACAUUACAGAAGAUCAAGCCAGUAAUCCAAAAGAAACUGCAGAAGUGUUUGAAAUUGAAUUACCAAAUUACUCUAAAACAAAGCUUGCCUUUCCUAACGAAGCCUCUUGCACUCAUAAUCCACCAUGCGAGUUAAUACGCGCCUGUCAAGUUUUCUCAUCAGACUUUGAGUUUUAUAAUCUGAAGGAAAAAUCGUUGGCUGGGUCAAAAAACAAUAAGAGAAGCAUAAGAGUCACAAAGGCGUGCAGGCACCACCCACCUUGCACAGUAGUACCAUCGUGCCAAAAAAUACACGUCCUUAAAAAUAAAUGCGAAUAUAUACCACCUUGUUUACAUCGCCCUAGAUGUAUUAAUACUCCUUUAUGUAUUCCAAUAUCAAAGGCCCAUGAGUACAUGCUUAUAAAUGAAGAAAAUUAUGAAGAUAAUAGUAUGGAAUUCAAACCAAUGACACGGCGGAAUUAUGGCGAUAUAACUUACAACAGAGUUAAUCAGGACAAUAUGAAUUUGCAAAAUGCUUACGAGUAUUUAAGCGAAUACUCCCCACGAUUGGCGAAACAUCCAAAGAUGGAUUGUAUCUCAUCUACUGUGCUCCCGGUCAAGAUACCAUUAGCAAAACCGUACUAUAAUUGCAAAAUAGCAAAGUCUUGCCAGUUCGAUUAUAAAAAACAAAUAAAUAGUGAUAAAGAAAAUGGAAAAGAAAUAACCGAUAGCGAUGAAAUAAUUUAUAUCAGAGAUGUUGGAUGUCAAUUUCGGAACACAACCAGUAACGCAAACAACACUUCAGAUAGGAAAAAUAAAGCCGAAACUAAUCCAACAGGUUAUUUUAAUUCUAGCAGGGAAUCGUCAGGAACAGCUACCUCUAGCUCCUAUGACAUUAAUGGAAACUGCCCAUCGCAUGGGACUUCAGACCAAGUCCAAAAGAUAGCAGAAUGGAAGAAGUCCAAAAAUAAUCAACGCGUAUUCGGUUCCGAUAUCGAUUCUAUCAUACAAUACUGUCUGAACUAUCGUGACGAUGAUGUAGCUUUGGCUGAUACAAGUAGCGUCUUGGAUUCUGUAAAGUGGCUAGAAUUGUCUCUGCCACAGGUCGAAAAUAAAAAACGGAAAAACGUGUUUCACAUUCGUCGACGCAAGCGAAAACCCUAUACGAAAAAAAUAAGACGACACUUCCAGAUGUAAAUCUUGUUUAAUUUGUUUAUUAACUUUGUAUAAUUUAUAACAUGCACAUAAAUAUA